This is a messenger RNA of Rotaria sp. Silwood1, 654 nucleotides long. The record is from the annotation of a GenBank genome assembly. Lineage: Eukaryota; Metazoa; Rotifera; Eurotatoria; Philodinida; Philodinidae.
AUGGCCAAUCGGUUAAUCCACGAUGAUGAUCGAAUAUCCCUUGCUGUUAGUUUAUUAGGUGGUACGGCUUUACAGUGGUUUGUUAACUUGAAAUUGAAAAAUCAACGACCUUCAUCAUGGAAUGAAUUUAAAGAACAAUUACGAUCUCAAUUUCAACCAGUCGAUUUUCAAGAACAUCUUCGACAAAAAUUAUUACAAUUAAAACAAAAACAUAUACUACAAGAUUAUAUUCAGGCAUUCCGCAACAUCGUUGGUCAAAUCCAUAACAUGGACGAAUUAACUCAAGUUAUAUUUUUUGUAAAUAGUCUAUCGUCCAAUACUGGUUUAUAUGUACGAUCGAAACAUCCACAAACAGUCGAAGAAGCUAUUCGUGAAGCAACAACUUAUGACAAUGUCAUGGCAAUUGGUAAGGCCAAUAAUUUUACAUAUAAUCCGUUUCUUGAAACAUCCUCUACUGUCGAAUUAAAUUCUAUUAAAACUCAUCAACAACGUUAUUCAACACCAUUCAACUCAGUAACAACGAAAGCCGAUUGUCUUAAAUUUGGUUUAUGUUUUUAUUGUAAGGAACCAGGUCAUCGUGCAUUAAAAUGUCCGGAACGACCGCAGCAACAGCAGUCACCAGCAUCAUCUUAUCAAAAAAACGAGCAACGGUAG